This is a messenger RNA of Trametes versicolor FP-101664 SS1, 657 nucleotides long. RefSeq lists its product as uncharacterized. The record is from RefSeq and is a predicted model, not a curated record. Lineage: Eukaryota; Fungi; Basidiomycota; Agaricomycetes; Polyporales; Polyporaceae. The transcript has 5 exons. Bases 1 to 657 code for a protein of 218 amino acids.
AUGCUCAAUCCGUCCCAGGAACGCAUGUACAUCCUGUCGGAAUCUACACUACUCUAUGCGAUUGAGCAAGGCCAACUACCGUCCUUCCAUGAUCCCGCAACACACUUCACACGUAGCGAGAGGUCGGGUAACGCUCCACAGGAGGAGGUCGUGCAAGAGGCCAGCGAUGUACAUCCCGAGGUUUCCUCGCUGUUCCCGGCGGUAGUAUCCCCCGCAUCCACUGUCCAGACGACGGAUGCCUCGGUGGCGUCAGAGGACGCGCCCGUCAGGCUGCUUGCGAGAGCUGCUACCAGGCUCGGAAGCGAUGCGGAGGCCAGCGACCGUGUCCGCGCUGCAAGCGGAUGCACCUUCCAUGUGUCCCACGCAAGCAGCUCCCCCGCAAGGCUCGCGCACCCCGAGCUGCACAGGAUCCCGCGGUACACGCCCCCCAACAAUCUCCUGGUGAGCCUUCCGGCACCACACAAAUUCACUGAGCCUGGGUUUCUUCAAGCUGCCAGCUGCUUCCCGGCAUGGUACCCCGAUUCCGACCGGUUUGAGGGCGUGGACGCACUGCUCUCCCAGAUCGCCUCCCCCUCUUCCGACGUAUUACAUCCCGAAUACCCUGCCUACUUCGACUUUGGGCAUACGUCCGGGGGCUAUGACAAACCGCCCACCUGA